Molecule: messenger RNA, 3212 nt
Organism: Teleopsis dalmanni
Lineage: Eukaryota; Metazoa; Arthropoda; Insecta; Diptera; Diopsidae
Product: fibrillin-2-like
Exons: 4
Coding region: 60-3059 (999 amino acids)
Source: RefSeq, a predicted model, not a curated record
GGCGACAGUUUAAUUUAAACUCUAAUGCCAAUUGGACGUUGAGGAACAGACGUGUAGAAAUGCAUUUGGUUGGUGUUAUAACUUUCUCUUUAUUGAUGAGCGCUGUUGGUGCUAAAUUUUGCUAUAAAAUAAAUGGAGUAAUUAAAGAAGUUCCGCCUAGGGAUGCGAACGGUAGAAGAAUCUUUUGCUGUCCUGGUUAUAGAAGAGUAAAGUCAAAAUGUGUACCAAUUUGUUCGCAAUUAUGUAAAAAUGCGAUUUGCGUGGGGCCUAAUAAGUGUGAGUGCAAGAAAGGAUACAAGCGUGACGUCACUUUGGGUUGUGUGCCAGACUGUGGUACUUGUGAUCAUGGAUAUUGCAAUGCUCCAGGUAAAUGCGUUUGUUAUUCGAACUACGAAUUGAAUGCGGAAGGCCAGUGUCAGCCAAAAUGCGACAAUGAUUGCAAAAAUGGAUAUUGUGCAUCACCAAAAACGUGUGCAUGUCACGAAGGUUACUCACUCAAUAUCACCACGAAUCUUUGUGAUCCCAUUUGUAAAAUAAAAUGUGACCAUGGUUACUGUUCCGCGCCUAAUAUUUGUACUUGCGACAGUGGAUAUAAAAUGAAUGAUAGUGGCAUAUGUACACCCAUAUGCAGCAAUGGUUGCGAAAAUGGUAUUUGUCGUAGUCCAGAUCAAUGCGAAUGUAAACGCGGUUAUGUAAAAUCCAAGAGUAAACAAUGUGAACCAUUCUGCGUGGAUGAGUGCAUUAAUGGAGUGUGUGCUGCUCCCGGUAAAUGUGAAUGCAAUAAGGGAUACGAAAAGGAAACUGAAAAUGUAUGUAGGCCUGUAUGUACCAAGAGCUGUGUUAAUGGUUAUUGCCAUUCCCCUGAAACAUGUGAGUGCAACAAUGGAUUUCACAAAUUACUAGAUAAUACUUGUUCUCCACAUUGCGCUAAUGGUUGUAUAAACGGAUAUUGUGCAAAACCUGAUGUAUGCGAAUGCAAUGAAGGAUAUUCAAAAUCAGUAAACAACACCUGCGAACCCAUCUGUAAUGAACCUUGUAUUAAUGGAUAUUGUGCACAACCGGAUCUCUGCGAAUGCUACAAAGAUUAUUCAAAGGCAAAUAAGUACUCAUGUGAUCCAAUUUGUGAAAAUGGUUGCCUAAAUGGUUUCUGCGAUACGCCUGGUGUAUGCAAAUGCAACGAGGGUUACUCAAAAUCAGUAAACAACACCUGCGAACCCAUCUGUAAUGAACCUUGUAUUAAUGGAUAUUGUGCACAACCAGAUCUCUGUGAAUGUACCGAAGGUUAUAUAAAAGUAUCUAACUACUCAUGUGACCCAUUUUGUGAAGGAGACUGCCAGCAUGGUGUAUGUGUAGCACCUGAUACUUGUGUAUGUUUUCCUGGCUAUAGUAAAUCUGAAGAUAAAACUCUCGAACCAUCUUACUACUUAUGUGAUCCAAUUUGUGAAAGUGGCUGCCUAAAUGGUUUCUGUGAUAUGCCUGGUGUAUGCGGUUGCGACGAAGGUUAUUCAAGAUCGAUGAACAAUACUUGUGAACCCAUCUGUAAUGAACCUUGUAUUAAUGGAUAUUGUGCACAACCAGAUCUCUGUGAAUGUACCGAAGGUUAUAUAAAAGUAUCUAACUACUCAUGUGACCCAUUUUGUGAAGGAGACUGCCAGCAUGGUGUAUGUGUAGCACCUGAUACUUGUGUAUGUUUUCCUGGCUAUAGUAAAUCUGAAGAUAAGACUCUCGAACCAUCUUACUACUUAUGUGAUCCAAUUUGUGAAAGUGGCUGCCUAAAUGGUUUCUGUGAUAUGCCUGGUGUAUGCGGUUGCGACGAAGGUUAUUCAAGAUCGAUGAACAAUACUUGUGAACCCAUCUGUAAUGAACCUUGUAUUAAUGGAUAUUGUGCACAACCAGAUCUCUGUGAAUGUACCGAAGGUUAUAUAAAAGUAUCUAACUACUCAUGUGACCCAUUUUGUGAAGGAGACUGCCAGCAUGGUGUAUGUGUAGCACCUGAUACUUGUGUAUGUUUUCCUGGCUAUAGUAAAUCUGAAGAUAAGACUCUCGAACCAUCUUACUACUUAUGUGAUCCAAUUUGUGAAAGUGGCUGCCUAAAUGGUUUCUGUGAUAUGCCUGGUGUAUGCGGUUGCGACGAAGGUUAUUCAAGAUCGAUGAACAAUACUUGUGAACCCAUCUGUAAUGAACCUUGUAUUAAUGGAUAUUGUACACAACCAGAUCUCUGUGAAUGCACCGAAGGUUAUGUAAAAGUAUCUAACUACUCAUGUGAUCCAUUUUGUGAAGGAGGCUGCCAGCAUGGUGUAUGUGUAGCACCUGAUACUUGUACAUGUUUUCCUGGCUAUAAUAAAUCUGAAUAUAAUACUUGUGAAGCGAUUAUUAUCAAUACAGGCAGCUCAGAAAUAUACGGUAACACUGAACAGUAUACCAAUAAUAUACUAUAUAAAUCUUCAACUUACACGAAGCUGAUAGAUGAGAGUGAAGAAGAAAUGGAUGAGAGUAAAGAAGAAACUAAUAUUAUUGACGACUCUGGUGAGUUCGAUUAUCAGUACAUGGCAUAUGAUCGGAACAAUACGGAAGAAGAAGGAGACGAUAGGGUUAAGAGUCAUAUUACAACAGCAAGACAACUUGAAGCUUUGAAGGACUGUUCCACUAGUUGCCACAAUGGUAGCUGUAUUAAUGAUAUGUGCAGCUGCAGCAAGGGAUAUCGGAGCGAGAUUAUUAAAGAUGUCGUAUAUUGUUUACCUAUUUGCUUAGCAACUGAUAAUUCAACGAUAGACUGUUUAAAUGGAUAUUGUAAUGAGUUCAAUGUUUGCAUAUGUUUCGAUGGCUAUGUCGCUAACAGUUUUGGAGAAUGCAAGUCUGUAUUUGAAGCUUCUUACACUAAAAUCAAAAGUAGAUUUCUUUGGAUAAUUGUUGCGAUAAUUAUGCCAUUAAUAUUUAUUAUUUUGUUAACGAUGUGUUACAUUGCUAGAAAGAAAACCUAUAAUGUAGGAAAGUUAGAAAAUCAGUACGGUUUGGUUAACUUCUCCAAAAAGGCUGAUAUUAUUCGAGUGCCUUCAUAGCUAAAAUGAUGAUUGGAAACCAUUAUCGAAAAAAUGUUUUAAAAUAAUAUAUUGAACGAAUUCUAAGAAUCCGAGUAUCAAUUAAACUUUGAUUUUAUUUGAAAUCUUUUUGUGUGUUUAAAUCAGAAUCUGUCUUUUAUCUAUAAUAUAUAA